AUGUCGACAUACAGUGGUAGGCACGGCCCCAACGUGUCCCAGUACCUCCGCGACCUCAACACCAUCAGCCCUCAGGACACCACUGCCCCUGCCGAGGACGCCUUCAACAUGGAAGACGACCUUGCUCUCUUCACAAAUACGCAGUUUUUUGAUUUCGACUCGGGCCAGAACACCGACUUCCAGGCCCAGCCUGUCAAGGUGGAUGUUGACACUUCUACCGGACAUGGGUCGACUCGGUCUGGCGACGUGACACCUGCCCAGGCUGCUAUCGGCGAUAUGCCCGAUUUGGACUUUAUGUCUGGUGACUUUGAUUUUUCCGACUUCAACAACGCCUAUGCCGCCGCCCCGCACAUGAAUGCCUUUCCCGAUUCUGCGCAGGGAUUCCAGCCUCUCCAGCCUAACCACCAGGUCCAGAUCCCUCAUCAGCAGCCCCAAUUCCGCCAGGGCCACGCCAGAACCGGAGACAAGCGAAACCCGGACGCCAUGGUCUCCGCCCCUACUCCCGCGCCCCAGCAGAUGAGCUUCGAGGAUGCCUCUCGCGUCGCUGCCGACGAGGACAAGCGCCGGAGAAACACGGCCGCCAGCGCCCGUUUCAGAAUCAAGAAGAAGCAGCGAGAGCAGGCUCUUGAGAAGUCUGCCAAGGAGAUGACCGAAAAGGUCACCGCCUUGGAGAACAAGAUUGCCCAGCUGGAAACUGAGAACAAGUGGCUCAAGAAUCUUCUUGUUGAAAAGAACGAGGCCGGCGACGACAUCACCGCCCUGUGGAAGGAGUUCACCAAGCACGCCAGCGAAAAGGCCAAGACUGCCGAGUCAUCCGCCACCACAGAAGCCGUCAAGGAGGAGCGGUGA
Molecule: messenger RNA, 849 nt
Organism: Metarhizium album ARSEF 1941
Lineage: Eukaryota; Fungi; Ascomycota; Sordariomycetes; Hypocreales; Clavicipitaceae
Product: Regulatory protein cys-3
Exons: 2
Coding region: 1-849 (282 amino acids)
Biological process (GO): regulation of transcription by RNA polymerase II
Cellular component (GO): nucleus
Molecular function (GO): DNA-binding transcription activator activity, RNA polymerase II-specific; RNA polymerase II transcription regulatory region sequence-specific DNA binding
Source: RefSeq, a predicted model, not a curated record